UGUCUAGUGAACGCCAUUGUUUUUUUAAAAAAAAUUAAAAAUUAAAAUAAAAUAAUAAGAAAGGACAAAUAAGAAGAAGAGAAAGAAAAAGAAGAAAAGGAUACAACAAACGGCGUUGAUGAAUGCCACUACAGAUCAACCUUACCAAGGAACCCUUGACAAAGAGUUCUUUGACAAUGCCGUAUCCAAAAGCACGCUUGAUGAUUGGCAAUAUGAGAUGAGAAGAGAGAUGCAAGAAAUCCUGCCUGGACUUUAUCUUGGUCCACUUUCAGUUUGUAAAGACACAAUCGGUCUUCAGACGAAUGGAAUCACGCACAUCUUAUGUUUUUUGGAUGCACUCGAAACUAAUCUGUUCAAAAGUACUCAGACAUUGUCCAACUAUUUUCACUUCAAGGCAGUUGAAAUAUCUGACUCCAACACUCAAAACCUCAUUUCCAGCUUUCCAUCCGUGAGCACUGAAAUUAAGAAUGUAUUACAACAUUCGAAUGGCAAGAUUCUCGUGUGUUGCAACGGUGGCAUGUCACGAAGUCCCUGUUUUGUGAUUGCCUAUGUAAUGGAGACAUUUGAGCUGGGGGCUGUUCAAGCCUACAACUUUGUACAGAGUAAACGUCUUUGCAUCAACCCAAAAGAAAAUUUCAAGAGUCAGCUCAAGGAAUAUGAACCAAUCUAUCAAGCAAGAAAUGUGAGGGUUCCAGAAACCCUUGAGGAUUUGGAGAGGCAGCGAAGAAGACGAAGACCAGCACCUGAAGACGAUAUGGAAGGUGUUGGAUCAGAAAACAAACGAUUAACAAGGACAGAUGAUCUUCAAAAUCGCAAUAUGGCCAACGCAGCAUUCACAUCUUCGAAUAUGCCUAUUUGA
Phycomyces blakesleeanus NRRL 1555(-) is the source of this 859-nucleotide messenger RNA. RefSeq lists its product as hypothetical. The coding region runs from base 119 to 859 and encodes 246 amino acids. The transcript is spliced from 3 exons. The record is from RefSeq and is a predicted model, not a curated record. Lineage: Eukaryota; Fungi; Mucoromycota; Mucoromycetes; Mucorales; Phycomycetaceae. Gene Ontology annotation, biological process: protein dephosphorylation; regulation of ERK1 and ERK2 cascade; negative regulation of protein binding. Gene Ontology annotation, cellular component: nucleoplasm; cytoplasm. Gene Ontology annotation, molecular function: F-box domain binding; protein tyrosine/serine/threonine phosphatase activity.